Messenger RNA from Schistosoma turkestanicum, 2213 nucleotides. The record is from the annotation of a GenBank genome assembly. NCBI's taxonomy places the organism in Eukaryota, Metazoa, Platyhelminthes, Trematoda, Strigeidida, Schistosomatidae.
UUCUGCGAAGCCUGGACGGCUAUGUCGUCCUAGUAUGGGACUUCUUGACAAUGCACAUCCACGAAUCCGCUAGCGGUAGUCACACUCGGAGCCCUCGAUUUCGCGUGCGAACACAAUCUGUAAAUCAGUAAGCUGGUAUCCAAUGGUGUACAUGUCUAAUUUCAAUCAUUCUGCGAUAGUAUGAGAAUUUUUUGUUUGGUGUAUCGUCAGAUUCUGUGCCAAGCUCUCAUCAUCAUUGCAAUUGUAAAUGUCAUCAACAUCAACAACAUCAACCUCAUCAUCAUCAUCAUCAUCAUCAUCAUCAUCAUAGACGAAAUCAAACACACAUACCAAUCGAUACUAAACCAUCCAAUCAAUAUAUUGUUACGUCAAAUAAACUAGCAGAUUUAGAGCCAUGCUUUAAGUUAGAAGAUAGUGAGCCUAAUAUGAUUGAUAAUAAUAAUAAUAAUAAUAAUAAUAAUAAUAAUAAUAAUAAUCAAUAUCAUCAUGUAAAUAUAAGCGGCAAUAAAAUUGAUCCACAGAAUAGAAAUGACAGUAGUAGUUGUAGUAGUUGUAGUAAUAGCAGUAAUAGUAGUUGUUGUUGCAGUUAUUCAUUGCCAUCAAUGAAAUGUAUGCUUCGAUGUUGUUCACAGCCUAAUGAUGAUACUACACUGUAUGAUAACAAUUGUAGACAUGGAUCUUAUUGUUCUAGAACCUUGAAACAUAUGCAUCAGUCACCUUGUCCUAUUGUUACUACUACUACUAACGCUACAUGUACAUUUUCCACGACUAUUUCCACAACUUCAAUGAUGAUGAUGAUGAUGACAAAGCCAACAGCAACAACGACAACAAUUUCUAGUCAUAUCAACAUUGCUAAUUCAGCAGCUGGAUUAAAACGUCGACGUGGACCAAUGAGUGAAUGUAGUAGUAAUGAUUUUCAUCACAAUGAAUCUAAUCAUUAUUAUUAUUAUUAUCAUCAUCAUCAUCAUCCUAAUCAUAAUCAUCAUAAUCAUGAAGAAGAAAUCAACAAACAUUUAUUGCCACAUGAUGAAUUAUCAUCUUGUAAUUGUUGUUUGUUUAAUAAACAAACUACUGAUCAAUUAAAAAAUAAUUUUGAUAAUAAAUCAUUGUUGGACAAUGAACAUUUAGAUUAUAUGUCGACAAUUUUAUCAAACAGUCGAUUAGAUGAUCAUUUAGACUGUCAUCAUCAACAUUAUCAUUGUUGUCAUCAUCAAUCUAUUUGUGUAUGUCAUGAUCAUCUACAACAACAUUCAAUAUUUCCAUUCAAUGAUCCAGAGUCAUCAUUUAUUCCUUCACAUUCUGGUUCUUAUUCUUCUACUAAUUCUGGUUUAAAAUGUUUAUCCAACUUUGAUGCAUAUAAAUAUCAAAAUAAUUCAAUUGAAUCCAAUAUUAAUGAUGAGCAUUAUUACCAUUCGUCUUCUUCUGUAUCAUCAAUCAAACAUUGUGCACAUUCUAAUUUGAAAAAUACUACAAUCAUGAUGGAUAAUGAGAAAAAUGGUAAAAUCGCUGAAACUUUCAAUGAUCAUUCAUGUUCUGUCAUCAACUCUAUUGGGAAUCCAUGCUGUGUAUCAUCGUAUGCGGAUAGAAAUAAAUACAAUGCUUACAAUAUAAACUGUGGACAAGAAUAUGAACAUUUUUCUAGUGUUUUUUCCGAGGAAAAUUUUCUACAUCGUUAUACUUAUAAUGAAUUAGAAAAACUUCAUGAAAUGAUUGAAGAUGAAAAAGAACAUGAAACACCUGAAACAAUGAUUGAUGAAAGUAGUAAUAAUAAUGAUAGAUUAUCUGAAAUAAAUCAUCAUCAUCAUCAUCAUCAUCAUUCUGUCAUAUCAUUGUCAUCACCACCAUCAUCAAUUCAUGAAAUUGCAUUUACUCCAAUUCAUUCAUUAGAUAAUAGAAAUGAUGAUGAUAGUUGUGACAUACCGAUACACAAUCAUCCAAAUGUUGUACUACUAGAUGAAUCAGUUGAUACAAAUAUGCAGAAUGAUGAUGAUGAUGAUGAUAGUACUGGUAGACAAGUUUUACUAUUUACACCAUCAUCCACUACCAGUUCAAACUCUGAUCGAGAAUUAUCCGAUGGCAUGAAAAGCAUUCUUUCGCCACAAAUGCCUAACCGACGACGUAUCUGUUCAGAAAUUUUAUUAGAUGAAUCAAAUAACAACAAACAGACAUUGUCUUUCACUGAUCUAGACUUGGAAUUAAUUGAAAAUGAUUGA